This is a messenger RNA of Fomitopsis serialis, 2586 nucleotides long. Its product is annotated as trehalase-domain-containing protein. Bases 81 to 2492 code for a protein of 803 amino acids. Gene Ontology annotation, molecular function: alpha,alpha-trehalase activity. NCBI's taxonomy places the organism in Eukaryota, Fungi, Basidiomycota, Agaricomycetes, Polyporales, Fomitopsidaceae. Gene Ontology annotation, biological process: trehalose catabolic process. The transcript has 12 exons. The record is from RefSeq and is a predicted model, not a curated record.
CGCGCAGGCCGCUGCUUUAUAGGCCAUCCUUCGCGCGCCGACGACCGACGAGCCAGCUCGGAGUCUCCUCGUUCUCAAGGAUGUUGGCGCACGUAGCAAGUUUGUUGGUCCUUCUCCAGGCAGUGGGCGCCCUGCCCCAGUUGUCGACUAGCGCUGCUCCUGCGUCGAGCUCUGUGUCCUCCACAUCGUCGAGCGGGUCAUCGUUCGUCGUUUCGACCGCGACCGCGAGUGCCUCCGCUUCAGCCUCGGCGGUCCCGUCGUCGGAACCCCUGCCUCCCGUGCAGCCGUGGUGCAUCAGCGAGAUAUUUUGUGCGGGUGCGCUCUUGCAAGAUGUCAACCUUGCAGAAGUCUACAGCGACCCCAAGACGAUCGUCGACAAGCCGACGUCGAAGCGCUCGCAGGAGGUGCUCUCAGACUUUGCGGCGCUCCAGAACAGCUCCGGUGCAGCUGGGAUCACGGAGGGCGACAUUGUUGCGUUCGAGGACGACAACUUCACGGGCGAGGGGCAGGAGCUCGCCGUGGUCACGCUCACGGACUUCAACGAAAGCCCGGCCUUCCUCGAGAACGUGACGGACCCGCUGAUCCAGGCGUGGGCACAGACAGUGAGCGGGUACUGGGCGGACUUGAUCAGAGAGACGAACACGAGCGCGACAUGCCCGAUCUACCCGGACGCGGGCGACUGCGAAGGCACGUUCAUACAGCUCAACCACACUUUCGUGAUCCCGGGCGGGAGGUUCCGUGAGCAGUACUAUUGGGACUCAUAUUGGAUCGUCCAAGGCCUGAUCCAGAGCGAACUGUAUGACAUCGCGAACUCGACUCUACAAAACUUCAUGGACGAGAUUGACACGUUUGGUUUCAUUCCUAAUGGCGGGCGGAUAUAUUACUUGGACCGUUCGCAGCCACCCAUGUUCACUCGCAUGGUCGCGGACUACGUCGCCGCUACGAACGACACGGAUAUUUUGACACGCGCAAUCCCGGCCAUUGAGACUGAGUUGCAGUGGUGGGUGAACAACCGCAGCGUGCAGGUGACGAGCCCGUACACGAAUCAGACCUACACGAUGUAUCACUAUUCCGUCAAUAACACUGCGCCGCGACCUGAGUCCUACAUCGAUGACUACACUACUGCGUUUGACCCUACCUUGCCCUCCCUGAACGAGACGGAGCGCUCGGCGCUCUACGCAGAGCUUGCGAGCGGUGCGGAGACGGGAUGGGACUACUCGUCGCGGUUUGCUGCGCAGCCAUUCGCCGGUGGGACGAACAACACCAACCCUACGCUGCGCUCUCUGCAGGUGCGGGAGCACGUCCCGGUCGAUCUCAACAGCAUCCUCUACAAGGCACACACCCUGCUCGCGGACAUGUACAACUCCACAGGCAACGACACGGGUGCUGAGGCGCACCUCGAGACCGCGGCCUCCCUGCGCACAGGGAUCCUCGACUUGAACUGGGACGCAGAGAAGCUGGCGUUCUACGACUACAACCUGACUGCGGGCGCGCGGAACAGCAUCUACAGUAUGGCGACGUUCUACCCGCUCUGGAACGGGAUCGUGCCCGAGGAGGUGCUUGCGAGUGAGGAGAACGCGUUCGGGCACUUCGCCGGCGUGAACCUGGUGAUGAACCGGUAUAAUGGGAGCUUGCCCGUGACGUUCUUGGAGACGGGCCUACAGUGGGAUAACCCGAACGCGUGGCCGCCGCACCAAUUCAUCGUCCUCGAAGCGCUGUCCGCUCUCCCGUCCAACCUCACCUCGGGUGCGCUGCCCACUCCGGCGUCGAACGAGUCAACGUACGCGCUCGUCCCUGCCGGACAGCUCGGCGUUGCGGAGGACGGACUGCCCGGGCAGGUGCUCAGCGUGGCGCUCGGGAACGCAACGAAGCUCGGGCCUGAAGCUGACGUGAGCAGGCUGAAUGGCACGGUCGUCAAUGGCGGGAACGCCACCGAGGGCGAGGGAUGGGCGGAUGUGCUCAAGCGCGAGGUGGCGAAUCGCUACUUUGCGAGCGCGCUGUGCAGCUGGCACGCCACUGGUGGAUCCAUUCCGGGAUUGCUGCCGCAGCUGCCUAACGAAGUCUUGAACAUCACUGGUAGCAUCGGGAACACCGGUAACAUGUUCGAGAAGUUCAACACCACCGAUGUCGACUCGUCCGGCAGUGGCGGAGAGUACACUGUCCAGGCUGGUUUCGGUUGGACGAAUGGCGUUGUGUUGUACAUCGCCGCAAACUAUGGUCGCGUGCUCACGGCCCCCGACUGCCCCGAUAUCCUCGCGAUCGUCGGCGCGAGCAACAGCACCACUUCCACGACGACGUCAUCCGCCGCAUCGUCUAGCUCAACUGUGAGUACAACUGGCAGCGCGUCCGGGCAUAGCUCGACUGCGAGCACAACUGGCAGCGCGUCCGGGCACAGCUCGUCGGGCCUUGCUAGCAGCGCAUCUACGCAUUUUUCGUCGAGUGCAACAGCUGUGGCUAUCAUUGGCGGUAUCCUGAUGACUUUGCUAGCAUGAUUAGGAAUCUUGCCACCAAAAGGGUUUACUGACCCGCGUAUGUGACGGACUCACGAGCGGAAUGAUCUAGGCGGACUCCAGUUAUUGGUUGGGG